CCCUCUCUCGCACGGCUCCUGGCAGCGAGCAAUGACAUGCCGUGAAGGCGAUCAGCACCCGAAGCCCGAGUGAGCACCCGCCUCCUCCCCUGCUUUGCAGAGCCAAAUGCGAUGGUGCUACUGAGGUGAUUCCUGCGCUUCACGGUCUGCAAGGCGCAACUUCCGGCAGCCUCUCUUCUCCCGUUGCCCCAAACCCCUCUUCUGAUGGACGGCGGACGGUGGUGACACCAUGUAGAACGCCUUGAAGAGGUGUCCUAACUGAGUUGCAAUGGUUUUGUACACUUCCCCAUUUCCCAGCAGCUUUCUUUCCGCGUUGCACUCCUUCUCCUGGGGCUUGAUCUUCCCGUGCUACUGGCUCGGAGACCGGCUCAUAGCCUCCUUUGUGCCUACCACCUACGAGAAGCGCCAGCGGGGAGAUGACCCGUGCUACUUCCACACCUUGUGCAUCUUCAUCACCACCCCCAUCUACCUAGCACUGCUGGUGGUCUCUCUUCCUUUUGCCCUGAUCGGCUUCCUGUUAUGGUCGCCGCUCCAGUCCACACGACGGCCGUACAUCUACUCCAGGCUGCAGGACAAAAGCCAGAUCAAUGGCAAUACCUUGCUCACCGAGUGGAAAAGCACCAGCGGCGGGCGAAGCUUUUGCUUCGCCAGUGCCAACGUUUGCCUGCUGCCGGACUCCCUGGCGAGACUGAAUAACGUGUUCAACACGCAGGUGCGGGCGAAGGAAAUCGGCCGGCGCAUCCGCAAUGGCGCCAGCAGGCCCCAGAUCAAGAUCUACAUCGAUUCCCCCACCAACACGUCCAUCAGCGCGGCGAGCUUCAGCAGCCUGGCGUCCCCGCAGAGCGGAGACAGCAAUAACCGUGCUGUCAGUGUGGGCAUCAAGAGGACCACAUCCAUGGAGUACAAGGGGGACAACUCUGGUCCGAACAACGGGGAAGAUGGGAGGGAGGCCAGUGAGGGGGAAGACAGCAACACCUGCAUCGUGCGCAUAGGAGGAGAGGACAAUGGCCACAUUUCAGACCCGGACGCCGACGCCCCCGGUUGCCCCGUGAGCAACAACCGGGGGCUGGCAGACCGUUCCCCAGAGUCAGAAGCAGACAGCCUGAAAGGACAGACCCCCAACCACAAGCAAAAGGAAGGGGAUUCCGGCAGCCUGGACAGCUACGGUGCCUCGCGAGAGUCCCUGGUGAAGGCGCGCACCGGAGAUGGCCCGGCCGACCAGGGCGCCAUCAGCAGCAAGCUCCUCUACAAGGCCUCGCUCAUGAAGAAGACCUCGGUGAGAAAAAAGAGGAACACCGACGAGCCCUUUGACCAUGAGAUCUCGGCUUUCUUCCCCGCCAACCUGGACUUCCUGUGCUUGCAGGAAGUGUUCGACAAAAGGGCAGCGGAGAAGUUGAAAGACCAGCUCCAUCAUUACUUUGAGUAUAUUCUGUACGACGUUGGGGUUUACAGCUGCCACCACUGCUGCACCUUCAAGUUUGUGAACAGCGGCCUGCUUUUCGCCAGUCGCUAUCCAGUUAUGGAUGCUGCUUAUCACUGUUAUCCCAACGGAAAAGGAACAGAUGCUCUGUCCUCCAAGGGGGCGCUCUUUCUCAAGGUGCAAGUGGGGAGUACACCUCAGGACCAAAGAAUUGUGGGAUACAUUUCCUGCACUCACUUACAAGCUCUGGCAGGAGACACUACUAUUCGAUGCGAACAACUGGAUCUGCUUCAGGAUUGGCUGGCUGAUUUCAGAAAAUCUACCUCCUCCUCCAGCACAGCCAAUCCAGAGGAGCUGGUAGCUUUUGACAUACUCUGCGGCGAUCUCAACUUCGACAAUUGCUCCUCAGAUGACAAGCUGGAACAGCAGCACUCCUUGUUCACCCGCUACAAGGACCCGUGCCGCCUUGGCCCAGGGGAGGACAAACCGUGGGCAAUUGGAACUUUGCUAGACCCAGAAGGAUUAUACGAUGAAGAAGUAUGCACUCCAGAUAACCUACAGAAGACGAUGGAGAGCGAGGAAGGGCGGAAGGCGUACCUUGUGUUUCCCGCCAGCAAGACCCACGCCUCCAGCCAGAAGGGGAGGAAAGGCGUGCUGAAGGGCAACGGGAGGCGGAUUGACUACAUGCUUUCCACAGAAGAAGGACUCUGCCUGGAGUGGAAAGUGGAAGUGGAAGAGUUCAGUUUUAUCACCCAGCUGGCGGGACUGACCGAUCACCUGCCUGUUGCCAUGCGCCUUAUGGUUUCAAUGGGAGAAGAGGAUCCUUAAAGGAGGAUGGUGGGGGGUUUUCCUUGGAAAUUUUGCAGAGGAAACUUCCAAAUGCGCGACC
Messenger RNA from Varanus komodoensis (Komodo dragon), 2309 nucleotides. It is a transcript of the gene SMPD3, whose product is annotated as sphingomyelin phosphodiesterase 3. Gene Ontology annotation, cellular component: extracellular region; cytoplasm. The transcript is spliced from 7 exons. NCBI's taxonomy places the organism in Eukaryota, Metazoa, Chordata, Lepidosauria, Squamata, Varanidae. Gene Ontology annotation, molecular function: sphingomyelin phosphodiesterase activity. The coding region runs from base 269 to 2248 and encodes 659 amino acids. Gene Ontology annotation, biological process: sphingomyelin metabolic process. The record is from RefSeq and is a predicted model, not a curated record.